Messenger RNA from Aricia agestis (brown argus), 880 nucleotides. RefSeq lists its product as uncharacterized. Bases 46 to 612 code for a protein of 188 amino acids. Gene Ontology annotation, cellular component: extracellular matrix. The record is from RefSeq and is a predicted model, not a curated record. Lineage: Eukaryota; Metazoa; Arthropoda; Insecta; Lepidoptera; Lycaenidae. The transcript is spliced from 6 exons.
ACUCAGUGUGUGCAGUGUUGUGUUGGAUUUAAAAAGGUCGUGAAAAUGCAUUUCUCAAGAAGCUCAUCAAAAAAGAUGUCCGUCCUCCUCCUCUUGGCGAUGUGUGCGACGGUAUCAGCCCAGAACGGCUACCUGCCGCCCAAAGACAACGGGUACCACUAUGACAGACCACAGACGCCUUUUAUCACAGAGAACACGAUUAGGACAACCCAGCAACCACCAAUUCGCCAGACCACACAGAGAGAGUACCUGCCCCCGCAACCGACCAGGCAACCCGCACAGGAGCACCACGACCACCACGAGCACGAGCAUCAUCACGAGCCAGGCAUGCCAUUCGACUUCGCGUACGCUGUCAACGAAGACGGGAAUGACUACAGCCAUAACGCGAAGAGCGACGGUGACGUCACGCGAGGAGAGUACAGAAUAGCGCUGCCUGACGGUCGCACACAGAUCGUGAAAUAUACUGCUGAUUGGAAGAACGGAUUUAACGCUGAGGUGACCUACGAAGGUGAGGCCAAAUACCCUGACCAGGCCUCCAUCGGCGCGGGACGUGGAUCCGCUACCGCAGGCCAGGGCUACCUUCCCCCCAACCAAGGAGGCUACCAGUACUAAGCGUACGCCAUCUAGCGGAUAAGAGAUAGUACCAUUUGUUGUCAAUAGAUGUCGCUUUUUGUACGUUGUAAAAAAUACUUUUAGAUUUAUUUAUUUAAUUAAUUAGUAUCAUGAGAUUGGUAUCGCUUUUUAUUGUGUACAUUAUUAAUUGUAAGAAUUUUGUGUUUUAGUUACCAGAUUAUCGUUCAUGUUAAUACUUUAAGAUUUUUUUGUACCUUUUUAUAAGCAAAUAAAUCCAUAGAUAAGCUGAUAUUUUACAACUUAAUUC